This is a messenger RNA of Panthera uncia (snow leopard), 4096 nucleotides long. RefSeq names its product non-SMC condensin II complex subunit D3 (gene NCAPD3). Gene Ontology annotation, biological process: meiotic chromosome condensation; mitotic chromosome condensation. Gene Ontology annotation, molecular function: histone binding. Gene Ontology annotation, cellular component: condensed chromosome, centromeric region; condensin complex. The record is from RefSeq and is a predicted model, not a curated record. The coding region runs from base 49 to 3420 and encodes 1123 amino acids. The transcript has 26 exons. Lineage: Eukaryota; Metazoa; Chordata; Mammalia; Carnivora; Felidae.
CUCAGUUGUCCUACAGGUAGAUAUUGGCUGAAUGGCCUCUCACUGUUUAUGUUUCAGGUGAUUGACAAAUCAGAGUACCGGACCUAUGCAGCCCAGUCCCUGGUCCAGCUGCUCAGCAAACUUCCCAGUAGGGAAUAUGCUACAUUCAUUGCUUGGCUUUACAGAUAUUCACGAAGUUCCAAGAUCCCACACAGGGUUUUUACUCUGGAUGUUGUCUUAGCUCUGUUGGAACUGCCUGAAAGAGCAGUAGAUAACACUCUCUCCUUGGAGCAUCAGAAGAUCAUAAAGCAUAAGUUCUUGGUGCAGGAAAUUAUAUUUGACCGUUGUGUAGACAAAGCACCAACCGUCCGCAGCAAGGCACUGUCCAGUUUUGCACACUGCCUGGAGGUGUCUGUUACCACUGCAUCAGAGAGCAUCCUGGAAUUUCUGAUUAACAGUCCUGCAGUUUCAAGAGCAGACAGCCACCCUGGUACCUUACUGAGAAAUUCAGCAGCUUUUCCCUAUCAGAGGCAAACACUUAACCCUUCUGGAAGCUCAGGAGUGAUCAGUAUAGACAACAGUGGUGAAACUGAUGGAUCUGGGGUGAGAUGUGUCAUGGGAAUGCUGAAAAAGAGAAUUAGGGAUGAGAAGACCAAUGUCCGGAAGUCUGCACUCCAGGUAUUAGUGAGUAUUUUGAAACACUGUGACAUCUUGGGUAUGAAAGAAGAGCUAUUGCUUCUGCAGGACCAGUGUCGGGACCCUGCAGUGUCUGUCCGAAAGCAGGCCUUACAGUCUCUUACUGAACUUCUCAUGGCCCAGCCUGGAUGUGUCCAGAUACAGAAAGCCUGGCUAACAGGGAUCAUUCCAGCUGUGAUGGACUGUGAGAGCACUGUGCAGGAAAAGGCUCUGGAAUGCCUUGACCAGCUCCUGUUGCAGAACAUUAAGCAUUAUAAUAAAUUCCAUACUGGAGACAACAGCCAGGUACUGGCUUGGGCACUUCUUACUCUCCUUAGUACAGAAAACCAGGAACUGAGCCGCUAUUUAAAUAAGGCUUUUCAUAUCUGGUCCAAGAAAGAGAAAUUCUCAUCCAGUUUUAUAAACAAUGUGAUAUCCUACACUGGCACAGAACAUUCUGCACCAGCCUGGAUGCUGCUUUCCAAGAUUGCUUGCUCAUCACCCAAGCUGGACUAUACCAAAAUAAUAGAGUCCUGGGAGAAAAUCAGCAGUCAACAGAAUCCCAAUCCAAACACCUUAGGACAUAUUUUAUGUGUUAUUGGGCAUAUCGCAAAGCAUCUUCCUAAGAGCAUGCGGGACAAGGUGACUGAUGUGGUCAAGUGUAAGCUGAAUGGAUUCCAGUGGUCUCUAGAGUUGAUCAGCUCAGCUGUUGAUACUUUGCAAAGACUCUGUAGAGCAUCUGCAGAGACACCAAUGGAGGAACAGGAAUUACUGAAGCGGGUGUGUGGGGAUGUCCUCUCCACCUGUGUGCAGUCUCUGUCCAACAUAGUUCUGAAGGAAAGUGGCCCUGGGGAUGUGGAUGAAGACCUGUUCGUGAAGUACAUUUUUACCUUGGGAGAUAUAGCCCAGCUUUGUCCAGCCAGAGUGGAGAAGCGAGCCUUCCUUCUGAUUCAGUCCAUCCUCGCUUCUUCUGUUGAUGUGGAUCAUUCAGCAUCACCUCCAGGUUGCAGUGAAGCCCCAGCGUUUCAGCCACUCUCCCAGGUCAGAGGCUCUGUCAUGCCUUCCGUGAUCAGAGCACAUGCCAUCAUUACCUUGGGUAAGUUGUGCUUACAGCAUGAGGAUCUUGCAAAGAAGAGCAUCCCAGCUCUUGUGCGAGAGCUGGAGGUGUGUGAUGAUGUGGCUGUUCGCAACAAUGUUGUCAUUGUGAUGUGCGACCUUUGUAUCCGGUACACCGUCAUGGUGGACAAGUACAUUCCCAAUAUCUCCAUGUGUCUGAAGGAUUCAAAUCCAUUCAUCCGAAAGCAGACACUCAUCUUGCUUACCAAUCUCUUGCAGGAAGAAUUUGUGAAAUGGAAGGGCUCUCUGUUCUUUCGAUUUGUUAGCACUCUGAUAGAUUCACACCCGGACAUCGCCAGUUUUGGGGAGUUUUGCCUGGCUCACCUGUUACUGAAGAGGAAUCCUGUCAUGUUCUUCCAGCAUUUCAUUGAGUGUAUCUUCCACUUCAAUAACUAUGAGAAGCAUGAGAAGUAUAACAAAUUCCCCCAGUCAGAGAGAGAGAAGCGGCUGUUUUCACUGAAGGGGAAGACAAACAAGCAGAAACGAAUGAAAAUCUACAAGUUUCUUCUGGAGCACUUCACAGAUGAACAGCGAUUCAAUAUCACUUCUAAAAUCUGCCUUAGUAUUUUGGCAUGCUUUGCUGACGGCAUCCUGCCGCUGGACAUGGAAGCCAGUGAGUUGCUCUCAGAUACAUUUGAGGUCCUCAGCUCAAAGGAGAUCAAGCUUUUGGCUAUGAGAUCUAAAGCAGAUAAGGACCUGCUUAUGGAAGAAGAUGACACAGCCUUGGCCAAUGCAGUCAUGCAGGAAGCUCAGAAGAGGCUCAUCUCACAAGUUCAGAAGAAGAAUUUCAUAGAAAAUAUUAUUCCAAUUAUCAUCUCCCUGAAGACUGUGCUAGAGAGAAAUAAGAUCCCAGCUUUGCGGGAACUCAUGACCUAUCUCAGGGAGGUGAUGCAGGAUUACCGCGAUGAAAUCAAGGACUUCUUUGCAUUAGACAAGCAGCUGGCGUCGGAGCUCGAGUACGACAUGAAGAAGUACAACGAACAGCUAGCCCAGGAGCAGGAGCUGGCGAGACUGGCAGACGUUGCUCCGAGUUUCGAAGGAAUGCCAGCUCUGGCUGGCCAAGAAGGUGCUGCUGUGCCCGCUGCUGCAAGCCAGCCCUCAACACCCAGGGCGAUUGCUGGUCAGGCACCGCCUCUGCCUUCUUCCCUAGAGACAGGGCUGUUGAAGACACUUAUGCCCAAAGGCAGGCGCAUGUCCCUGAGCACCAUCGCAAUCCUGAAUUCUGUCAAGAAGGCUGUGGAGUCCAACAGCAGUCACCGGAGUCGGAGUACAGGAGGGUUGUCAUUCCCUUUGAGUUCUCAAAGCCUGGACAAAAUGUGCCAUCGUGCAACUUCCUACAGCCUGGAGCAGGAGUCCAGCGGAGCUGUUGACCAUGUAACGAAACGAGCGAUCAGCACCCCUGAGAGGACCAUCAAUGAUGUCACAUUUGGAGCAGGAGUCAGCUACAUAGUCACACCACGGACGCCUUCUUCAAUCAAAGAGAAAAUUGAAACCCAGUGUCAAGGAAAUGACAUUUUAUGUUUAUCACUUCCUGAUAAACCGGCCCCGCAGCCUCAGCAGUGGAACGUGAAGUCCCCAGCCAGAAAUAAAGAUAACCCAGCCCCCAGCAGGAGGUCACUCCGAAAGACCCCACUGAAAACAGCCAACUGAAACCAUGUGUUUGGGAGUGUCUGGGAGGCAAGAGCUGUAAGGACAUGGUGUGUCCUGUCUGUGCAGAGUCCACUUCCCUCACCCCCAGGGAGAGGGCAGCUUUUAGUGUGCGAUACCAGAGACGUUCCUGUGAUUCCAGCCCAUAACUGUUCACCUGUGUGGGCUGACCAACCUUUUACAUUUCUCUUUAUGAAUAUAUGAAAUAUGAAAAAAGUUGUAAAAUAUUAGAGAAAUGUCUUAGCUAUUUAAAAUAUUCUAACUUUACUCCAUUUGAAAGUAUCAAGUUCAUUCUGGUAAACUGUAUUCUGGUCCUUAAGGAACACAACUUAACAGAUGAGUUUUCUAUUAUAUAAAUCAGGCCUCUGUUAUCUGUUUGGAAUUCCCUACAUAGUUUCCUGUAUCUAAUGAUGAAAGUUUGACUGUAAUUAUUUUUUUAUUCUUAUUUAUAAAUUAGAAGUUUUUAAAGUGUACAGCUUUCUAAAAUGGAAUAAUAAAGGUUAAACAAAUACAGCCUUCUAUGUUCAAAAGAAUAUUUCUAUUUUUAGCACAGGGUUUUUACUGGUAGUCAUUUUAAUUUACAUGAAAUGUUUAAUAAUAAAACCCUCCCAGCCUGGAGAACUGUGAGAAAUAAAUGUCUGUUUAAAAAAAAAAAAAAAAAAAAAAAAAAAAGAAUAAA